Messenger RNA from Stegastes partitus (bicolor damselfish), 2972 nucleotides. RefSeq names its product anoctamin-9-like. NCBI's taxonomy places the organism in Eukaryota, Metazoa, Chordata, Actinopteri, Pomacentridae. Gene Ontology annotation, molecular function: protein dimerization activity; chloride channel activity. Gene Ontology annotation, biological process: chloride transmembrane transport. The record is from RefSeq and is a predicted model, not a curated record. Gene Ontology annotation, cellular component: plasma membrane. Bases 150 to 2444 code for a protein of 764 amino acids. The transcript has 24 exons.
GAGCAAAGUUGUUGUUUAGAUCAGUGGAUUUUCAUUGAAUUGUUCUCGACCCCUGUUUGUCGGACAUGUCAGUGAUGAAGCGGACUCACGUGGUGGGUGGAUGUACUUUUUUCUGACCAAACUUCAUCAACUGUGACACAACUUCCAACAUGUUCUGCAAGAAUGUCGAGGAAAACAUUGAGCUGUGGGACAGAGAGAAGGUUGACUUCAGCAGGGAGUCUUUACUUCCUUCACUGGCAACCCAGAGGACAUUUGACUACGUAUUAGUGGCCGACAAGGUGGACGAUGACAUGGACCAAAAGUCUCAGAGACAGAGAGCCUUUAUCCAGCAACUAGAAAAGAAAAACAUCACAGUCACUAGGAUCAUCCACGAUGACAAAGUGUUUUUUGGCCUGCGUGCUCCUUGUGAGAUGUUUGAGGACUAUCAGUACCUGCUGAAAGUCUCCGACUCCUGCAACUGGUGUGGAGAUGUGAGGGGAGCUGUCACACAGGCUAACAGGAUUCGAAUCGUUAAUUUUAUUCUUCAUCAGACCUUCAUCAACACAGGAGAGAACCUGAAGGAGCUGUUAAUGAAGGAUGUCUUUGAAACCAUGUUCUGCCUCCAUGAGAGAAAGAAGCAGAAGCACCUGACAAAGACGUGGGCUCGAUGGUCGGCUCUUUUUACAGGACAACCAGUCCGUGACAUCAAGUGUUACUUUGGAGAGAAGGUGGCUCUGUACUACCUGUGGCUGGGAUGGUACACUAAAUUGCUAGUUCCAGCUGCUGUUCUCGGUGUUGUAGUGUUCCUGUACGGACUUGCCUUUUUCAACACUAACCCUCUCAUUAAAGAAGUGUGUCAGUCCAACAUCACCAUGUGUCCUCGCUGUGAUAAAAAGUGUACAUUGUGGCAACUCUCAGACACCUGUUCCUAUGCUAAGGUCAGCCAUUUGUUUGACAAUGAGGGCACUGUGGCUUUUGCUAUGUUCAUGGCAAUCUGGGCCACGUUGUUCCUGGAGCUGUGGAAGAGACACAGAGCACAACAUGUUUCUCAGUGGAAGGUCUAUGACUGGUGUGAGGAGGAGGAGGAAUUGAUAAUGGAAAUAGUCAGUGAUCCAAACUGUAAACCCAAACAGUUUAGACACUCCUAUUUGCGCAGUACUGUGGUCCUCAUCCUAGUAACACUCAUGUUGAUGCUGAUCAUCGGCCUUGCUCAUGCUUUGGUGGUGUUUCGAGUGGUGGCUGCCCCCUUGAUAUCUGAAAGCGAGUGGAAGUUUGCGAGUGACCAUGCCAACCCUGUGGCUGUGAUGCUUGGUGCUGUGCUGCACUAUGUCACCAUUCAAAUCAUGACCCGGGUGAACAGAUGGGUUUCCCUCAAGCUGUGUCAGAUAGAGAAGCUGAACUCGCUUGCUGCUACAGAGAGGAGCUUCACAGUCAAGAUGUUCACCUUCCAGUUCUUCACUCUUUUCUCCUCUCUCUUCUAUGUGGCCUUUUUCCUGGGCAGAAUAAAUGGCCAUCCAGGAAACUACGUGCGCCUCGCUGGUUUUCGACUGGAAGAGUGCCAUCCAAGUGGCUGUUUGACAGACCUUUUCAUCCAAAUGGCUGUGAUCAUGCUGCUGAAACAGACUCUUAACAACAUCUUUGAGUUCACUGUGCCCUGGUUGAAGAGCUGCCUAAAGAGAAACACUGCAAAGAAGCUGCAGAGGAAGUGUGGUUAUUGUUACAGGAAGGCCUGUCGUGAUGCACAGGGACGUGUUGAGCCAUGUGAUAUCUGCAAACUUCGUGACUGGCUGCGUAACUACCACCUGGCUGACACUGAUUCCUUUAGCCUCUUCAAUGAAUACCUGGAGAUGGUGAUCCAGUUCAGUUUCACGACCAUAUUUGUGGCAGCAUUUCCUCUCGCACCCCUUCUGGCUCUCAUCAACAACAUUUUUGAAAUCCGUCUGGAUGCCAUCAAGAUGGUCCAACUGGAACGACGGCUGAUCCCUCGGAAAACCAAUGACAUUGGUGUGUGGACAAAAGUUCUGGAAGCCGUUGGGGUGUUGGCAGUUAUUGCUAACGGUCUUGUCAUUGGAAUCUCAUCAGACUUUAUUCCUCGCCUCGUCUACCGUUACCGUUACGGCCCAUGUGCUAGUGGAACCAAUCAUACACACUGCAUGCAGGGCUACAUCAAUGACACCCUGUCUACAGCCUUUAUGAAUCUGUCAGACUCAGGCAUUACACAGUGCAGCUACAGAGACUACAGGAGUAAGGACUACAGCCUGACUUCUCAGUUCUGGAUGGUUUUGGCUGUGCGCUUUGCCUUUGUCAUCCUCUUUGAGCAUGUUGUGGUGGUGUGUAAGUUUAUAGCAGCUUGGUUUGUCCCAAACAAUCCCAUGAGGGUGAAGAAUGAUCGUCUGCAUGACAAACUGGCUCGACUGAAGGAGGAGCUUCGGGAAAUGAAACGCAGCAAAUCAACUGAUGUCUGACUUCUCAAAGAUGACGUUAUAUCUCCUCAACUGGUUGAUGUGUGAAAUGGAACAAUAAAAUCUUGUUUAAAUAAUUCAUAUUUACUGCUGGAAUACCUACAGUCUGGCCUGUAACUUAACAACAAUAUUGCAUUGGUUUAUGCAGAAGGACAUUUAUUUUCUACUGCUGACAUGUCACCACACAGCCAUCAUACUACAUAUGACCAGUAUGGUAUUUAUUGUUUUUUAAAUGAGAGGUGGCCUAAUGGGAGCAUCUCUUUGCUACCACACCACCAACCAACACACAGACCCAUGUACAUUGGGGGUGGCAGGUUAACAAAGAGGAUACAUUUGCUAAUUUUGCAAACAAGGGGAAAGGCAUCCUCUCUCAUUCCCCCUCAAAUGCUUUCUGCAUAUAACACAACGGCUCAUGUUUUUUGUAUUACGCUGUAAGCAGAACUUAUUUUUGUAAUUUACUGUUGUUAAUAACAUGUGAAAUUGUGAAACAGGUCCACAGAGUUAUCUUAAUAAAGAAAGAAUCUGAAAGUU